This is a messenger RNA of Cutaneotrichosporon oleaginosum, 2674 nucleotides long. RefSeq lists its product as uncharacterized. Gene Ontology annotation, biological process: positive regulation of transcription by RNA polymerase II. Gene Ontology annotation, cellular component: nucleus. The record is from RefSeq and is a predicted model, not a curated record. Lineage: Eukaryota; Fungi; Basidiomycota; Tremellomycetes; Trichosporonales; Trichosporonaceae.
CUUGGCACUUUCUUGGCUCUCGGCCGCCUUCCUUCCCUGCCCUUCCCUCUUCCUCCCUCUCCCACUCCCACUACUCCCAACUCAUCCACACCGCCACUCCUCUUCUUCUCUUCUCUCUCUCUCUAUCUCUCUUCUUCAUCGUUGACACUACUCUCUUCCACGUCGUCGAUUACAUUCUGUCUCAGAUCCCCAUCGUCGCAUCUUCAUCGUCUCCCAACUCCGCCCCGUCGACUAGCACCGCCCCCACCGCUCUCCGGCCUACGUCGACCGCAGCACGCCGCCUGCGUCGCUCCCCCUUCCAACAUCAUUCUUCCCGAAUCGAUCCUCCAGCCCCCCAUCGCAUCUUCGCUUAUCGCUAGCCAUGGCUUACCCUCCUCUGCCAACAUCUCAGUACCUGCAUACACCGACGGGCUCGUCGGCGUCCGACUCUGCCUCCUCCGUUGACCCUCUUACCCCCAAUUCGGCCGUCACCGCGAUGUCGCGUACCUCCCCCCCUGAUGUCGAGGAGCGCGACGAGCUUGACCCCGACGUCCCAGAACGUGCCGUUCCCAUCAAGGAGCCGGCGCAGGAUGAGGGCAUCAGAUGCAAGUGGAAGGACUGCACCUACUCGGCACCAGGUGCCGAGGAUCUGUACACCCACCUUUGCGAGACCCACAUUGGUCGCAAGUCGACCAACAACCUUUGCCUGACCUGUGGUUGGGAGGGCUGUGGCGUCAAGUGCGUCAAGCGUGACCAUAUUACGUCCCAUCUUCGUGUCCACACCCCGCUCAAGCCCCACCCUUGCUCGGUCUGCGGCAAGACGUUCAAGCGUCCUCAAGACCUCAAGAAGCACGAGCGUAUCCACACCCAGGAGCACCACCAGCUGCACAAGCUCUCCAAGGCCACCACUUCAACCGACCCGGACUUCAAUGCGCGCUACCCGUCUGCACGCGACGAGCGCCGCAUUUCCAAUGGCGGUCUUCCCCACCAGCGCUCGCCUGCGUUCUCGCUGUCGCCCUCCUCGUCCGCUCAUGACCCGCACUCGCCCAACGACUACCUUGGUCUGCCUCCUUCCGGGCAUGGUUUCACCACGCCGUCGCCCCUCGCCAUUGCUGCUCUCCACAAGAAGCAGCAUGAGGAGCUCGCCGCCUACCAGCAGCGUGAGCUCUUCGCCCUCCAGCAGCUCGCAUACCAGCAGCAGCAGUCGUCGGCUCUUGCCGCUCAGCUGCAGUCUGAAGCCCUCGGCAAGGGCGUCAAGCGCGGCAAUGAGGAUGCCUUUGACAACUUCAUCGAGGACAUGAAGCGCCGCAAGAUGGAUCCCGUUUACGAUGUCGAGAUGAUUUCGCGUCUUAACUCGAUCAUGCCCCCUGGUCUCCCAGCCGCUUAUCAGUCGCUUGGCGGCAACCCGGGUCUCCCCAGCAACAUCUCACCGUUCUCGUACCCAUCGCUCCCGAACAUCGGUCAUGGACACAACGGCCAGGCCCCCUCGGUGCCUCCUAUCCAGAUCCCGGAGAUCCGCACUGAGCAGGAUCUCGCCAUGUUCAACCAGUUCAUGGUUUCGCUUGGCCGUGAGGCUGCCGGUGGCAUGCCUGGCCACGACUCCAACUCGAGCCAUUCGUCGUCACGCAACUCCCUUUCGCCCCUCUCGGCAGCUGAGAACUCGCCCAUCGAGGACCUGUUCAACCCCUCGGAGCUUGCUUCCCUCGGCCUCGCUGGCAUGCCUGGUAUCCCGACCUCGACGCCCUCGCCCAACGGCUCGGUGUCGCUCGGCUCACUCUACCCUUCCUUGGAUGGCAUUGACGGUGGCCGUCCCCGCGCUGGGUCGGUUAACGAGCUCGAGCACUCGCGUCGUCCCAUCGCUGGCCUUCCUCGCUCGGGGAGCCACUCGGCAGCCUCCAAGAUGGGCCACGGUCAGCUUUAUGGUGGUGUCUCAGCCUCGCAGUACCCUCAGGUCCCAGAGUGGAACGUUUCGCCCGCCAAUGGUGACGGCCAGAACUACGCCUCGUUCGACUCGCUGGGAUCGCGCUCGCGUUCUUCAAUGCCCGCAGCGACUCUCGCACCCCGCGACUUCUACAAGCGUACCUUCCGGCACAUUGCGCCCCUCGGUGCCGCUCCUCACACUGAAAGCAGCGAGCGCUCCACUGUGGAUGACGAGGAUUCGGCGUCGGACACAUCGUCUGACGGUACUACCGGCCCUAGGAUACCGAUCGAUGCGCUCUGCUCUGGCGACCCGAGCCUCAAGCUUCCGGCCAUCGGCAACCACGAGUUCGAGGGCACACCGCUUCCCUCGCUCCGCAGCUUGCGCCACCGUGGCGUCUCCCCGGCCCGCAACCCGCCCGUCAAGCGGCACACGGACGACACGCUGGUGCACGGCGUCAAGCGUCUCGAGCUUGAGGACCGAACCCGCUCGGACUCGCCGGUUUCGCAUGACGGUGAGAGCCGCCCGUCCACUGCCUCUCCCGAGGACGUGCGCCGCCGCCACGCCGCACUUAUCCGCGCGUGGCUCGUUGCCGUCAACCUCGAGUUUAAGCGACGCCAGGUGUCUGAAAUGUCCCGUUUCGACCGGGAGCGCACUCCCACCCCGGCCUCGCCCAUGAUCACUGCCUAGAAAGUCGCUAUAGAACCCGCUGCGCGGAAGCGUUAGUUGUACAAGUAUCGUGUCCUGCUGUAUGAAAUGAAAGCGCGUGUCUGAAUG